GCUGGCUUUGCAGGAAUCGAGCCAAGCAUCGAUUCAGUCACCAAGCGUUCGUCAACAUGAAGUCCACGCUUGCGGUUUUGCUACUUGUUAUUGCCGUAGCCACUCAAGGCUACCAACUACCCGGGGACGAUGAGUACGACCCGUUCGAGCCGUUCAUCUCCGGUGGUGCCAACGCCGUCCUCGGCCAGUUUCCCUCCGUCGUCGCCGUAGGCGUCCCAGCACCCCCCAACAACGCCUUCUGCGGUGGAGUCAUCCUGAACGUCAACCACGUCCUUACAGCGGCCCGCUGUAUGCUCACCGCGCAGAACACCCUGCACUUCCCGAACCAGGUCGGCAUCAUGGCCGGUAUGCUGCAGCUGAACUUUGCCGCUGCGAGGAUCCCGGCCGCCGCUAUCUACGUCCACCCGGCGUACAACCCGUUCACGUUCGAGAACAACAUCGCCGUGAUCCGCACCGCACAGAACUUCUUCCCGCCGGAAGUGGCUCUGCCGAACGUGGCAUUUGCCCAGCUGGCACUGGACAUUCCGUUUGACGGUGAAGGUUGUCAAGUUGCAGGCUGGAACAACGCCACGGCGUCCCCUAUUCAGCAGUUCAUCAACGUUCCCGUGCUCAACCGAGAUACCUGCAACGGGCUGGCUGUCCACCUGGGUCGCAUUCGGGAGUCGAUGAUCUGCGUGGGCGUUACGGCUGCGAAUCCAAGCGUUUGCGCUAGCAAUUCGGGAACGCCACUGUUCUGUAACGGACGGGUGGCUGGGAUACUGAGCACCGGAUUUGGGUGUGGAACGGCGAACAAUCCGGGCGUUUACUCGCAGAUUAGGUUCUUCCAGGGCUGGAUCGAGCAGCAGUUCCAGCGGCAGGAUAUUCCGCAGGGGGGUACUUCGCCGAUUCCGAUUUGGUAAAAAAAAGUAAUACAAUGAGAUUUUUCGAAUAUCAAUUUAA
Messenger RNA from Culex quinquefasciatus (southern house mosquito), 939 nucleotides. Its product is annotated as trypsin alpha-3. The transcript has 2 exons. Gene Ontology annotation, molecular function: serine-type endopeptidase activity. The record is from RefSeq and is a predicted model, not a curated record. The coding region runs from base 57 to 899 and encodes 280 amino acids. NCBI's taxonomy places the organism in Eukaryota, Metazoa, Arthropoda, Insecta, Diptera, Culicidae. Gene Ontology annotation, biological process: proteolysis.